AAAACAGAGAUCUACCAGUGAAUAGAACUGACAAGGGUAACAAGGCCAAACACUUCUACAGUGUAGCUUCCUCCAGAGACGUGUGGCUGAUGAUGCACUUUCUUCUUGAUGUCCUGUCCAUACUUGUAGACAUCAGCAAGAAAUUCCAGUCCAAAUCCGCUACAAAUUAAUUUAUUAUUAUGGUGAUGCUGAUGUUGCCACUUUAGUGGACUACUUUCAUGAUGGGUUGUGUGAUGCAGGUGUUGAGACUAACAAAUGUGAAACAGAAUGGACUAAACUGAAGGACCAAAUAUCCAAAAGGUUUUCUGAACCAAAUUCCACAACAUGGGAACAGGUGAAUGAAAAGUUAGGACAGCUGUGCCCUAACUUCCUUUCUCUUGUUGAUCUCAUUCUCACUAUACCAGCAUCUUCAGCUGAUGCAGAGAGAGGUUUCAACAGAAUGAAGAUGACAAAAAGUGAUUGGCGAAGCAAAAUGUCAGAUUACAACCUGUCUGACCAGUUGAUGAUCACGCUUGAAUCAAGUGACAUUAGUACAUUUGACCCCAUGCCAGCUAUUUCCCUGUGGAUGAGUGGCGCAACUCGUCGACUGCGACAGGAAAAGGAAACGAGUUCUGCAGUAACCAGUGCAGUAGCUGAAAAUCCCAAGGAGCCUGAGGUAGUUGACAUACCAACAUCCACAUCAACAUUUAAGUCUGCAGUAACCAGUGCAGUAGCUGAAAAUCCCAAGGAGCCUGAGGUAGUUGACAUACCAACAUCCAUAUCAGCAUUUAAGUUGCCAGAUGUCCAGCUUACCCAUGUGCCAACCACUGCAAGUCGGGCAACAAUGACAGACAUUAUACCAGUGCCACAGAUGUCAACAACGGGGACAAUGGCAGAGCCAAUCAGUAAGGCAGUGCCAGUGGCAGAAUAUGAUGAAGCUUAUAUGUCUGACGAUGAUUACAACGAUGAAGCGAAAGAACACCUGGAGAAAGAUGUGACAUUAUUAAAAGACCGUCUGCAUUCUGCAUCAAAUGCAUGGCAAAAUUUUUGCGACUUAUGGGAUAUCCGGGUAUAUUAGAUAAGAAAU
Messenger RNA from Pecten maximus, 1066 nucleotides. RefSeq lists its product as uncharacterized. The record is from RefSeq and is a predicted model, not a curated record. Bases 440 to 1057 code for a protein of 205 amino acids. The transcript is spliced from 6 exons. NCBI's taxonomy places the organism in Eukaryota, Metazoa, Mollusca, Bivalvia, Pectinida, Pectinidae.